AUCUGUUCCUCUAAGCAACCACUUCCGGGUUCUGUAAAGAAAUUCAUUAUUGCAACCGGUAUUUACUGCUCUAGCUUUGCUGAUAGAAUAAGGCAGAAUGUCUUACCAAAUACCGCAAAUGUUUUCCUCGUUCCAAGAUGUAAUAGACCAAGAGCAGAUUAUUCGCGAAAGUGUAAAGAGCUCUGUUCAAAAUCUUGAACAGACAUCCCGAACAAUAUUAGCGCUUAUUCAAACAAUUCAUCAAGAAAAUGGUGUAAAAACUGCAAAAGAGGUUGCACAAAAAGCCAGAGAAAUGUUUACCACUGUCCGCAAAUACUACGAAGAACUUGCUUCUAAAAUACCAAGCGAACAAUACUACAAGUAUCACGAUCAUUGGCGAUUUGUAACACAAAGAAUCUGUUUUUUAGCAGCUUUUACGACUUUUAUUCAAGACGGUCGAUUAAUUUCAAAAUCGGAAGUUGCUGAAAUGUUAAAUGUUAAAUCAGAAAGAACUAAGGACUCUUUCCAUUUGGAUUUGGAAGAUUAUUUAAUGGGUGUUCUGCAAAUGGCAUCUGAAUUGGUUUGUAUGAAAUAACAUUGACACUGACUCUUUCAAAUAGGAUAGAUUAUACUGGAAGCUUUUUCGUAAACAGUCACGUUUCGCCGUUAACUCUGUGACAGCUGGAGAUUAUGAAACACCCUGUAAGAUAUCUAAUUUUAUGUCGGAGUUGGAUGGAGGAUUUAGGCUCUUAAACUUAAAGAAUGACUCGCUAAGGAAAAAAUUCGAUGGUUUAAAGUAUGAUAUACGUAAAGUAGAAGAAGUUGUCUACGAUAUAAGAAUUAGAAAUUUAAGUACGAAGAAGUAAAUCAAUCAUUCAGCGAAACUGGUGUCAGUGUUUUUCUGUAUUUUUCAAUUAUCGUUUUUAUACAUAAGAACGAUAUUUGAAUCUAUAAAGAGUUAAAUUCCAGUUUUUCCCAUCUUUUAAUAAAGUUAUUAUCUUUCCUCGAAAAUACAUCUCAUUCUGGAUAGAGUAUAUGUAUCACACAUAUAUAUAUACAGUAUAUAUAAUAUUUCUGUAUAUUCAAUAGGAACAUUUUAAAUGAGAACAACCUAUCAUUUUUUAUCAUUUAGAAAAUUGCUGGUACACCAAUUACAAAUGCUCUCUGAUUCCAUUUAAAUCUAUUUUAUUUAUGAUAUUUAGAAAGUGAUGCUUUCUGGAGAAGGUCAAGGUAAAAUUCUUACAAAUUUUUAAAUAUCCAUUAAUAAAAAGUAUUGUACUUUCUAAGUGCCAGCAUACACUUUUACCAUAAUAUAUAUAUUAGAGUUGCUGUAAUUUUUCUCAGUAAUUUCCAAAUUAGGUCAAAAGAUGAUUUAACCCUGAAUUUCUUUUUCGUUUUUUGCUUUUUUUUUCUAUAAAAACGCUCAUAUUCUGUUGGAU
Dimorphilus gyrociliatus is the source of this 1418-nucleotide messenger RNA. The record is from the annotation of a GenBank genome assembly. NCBI's taxonomy places the organism in Eukaryota, Metazoa, Annelida, Polychaeta, Dinophilidae.